Messenger RNA from Stylophora pistillata, 1887 nucleotides. Its product is annotated as protein sidekick-2. Gene Ontology annotation, molecular function: protein binding. The record is from RefSeq and is a predicted model, not a curated record. Lineage: Eukaryota; Metazoa; Cnidaria; Anthozoa; Scleractinia; Pocilloporidae.
CUUGUCAAGUUACGUGUUUUUUAAAGAUUUUCAAACUAGUUUUGUUUGAUUGCUAAGGUGGAGUACACUGGGACUAAGUCUUACAAUAAAAGUUUUACAGACGAAGGCAUCGUAGAUGUAAAAGUGGCAACAUUAUAUACUGUGGAGAAUCUAGUGCCAGGAACUAGAUACAGGUUUCAGGUUUAUGCAAUCUCUGAAUGUGGAACUCAAGGACCCACUACAUAUAUAGAUGAAGAAACAAGACUGGAGGCUCCAGUGGCACCAGUUGCAUUGAAAAUGACUAAAGUAGAAGUCUCUGAUAUAACGGCUGAAAUUGAUCUGUGGCCUGCUGAACAAAGGAAUGGUCCAAUAAGUGCUUAUCAAAUAAUCAUUCUUAAAGUCACUGAUUGUGUUCAAGAGCUUCCCAGGGAUUUUGAUGUGAAGCUGAAAGAUUCCAACGACAAAGAGUUGAACUUUUAUCCUUUUUACAUCGCUGCGGAAAUCGAAAAUGGGUCUGUGCAUGACAAAUCUAGGAAAUUUACUGUUGGUGACGGGAAAUCGUAUGGAACCUUUACAAACAAAGAGCUGAGGCGAGGAGAAAACUACAUUGCCUAUCAAAGAGCCAUAACUCGUCACAACGGUCAAAUUUUGGAAGGAAGUGCCAGUAAAGUCGCCUUGAUAUCCGCCGUCACACCAGAGUCACUUAAAAAUACUAAAGAAACCAUGAAAGGAAAUCCCAGUGAAUUCCAAGUCCUUCGUGUUAGUGUCAUCGCCCUUUCUUGCGUUGUUUUCGUUUUGUUCAUUGUGAUUGGUGCACUUAUAUGGCGGUUAAGACGGACUGAACCUCAAAAACCAACAACCACGGUAUACAGUGAAAUCCCUGUCCGAUCUGGUGGUCAUCAAGUGUCAGAGCCUGUUGUUUAUAUGGAACUCCAACGCAGGCCCUCGGAAGGGAAGUCACGUGAACCUCUUGAGUACCAGUCAAUGCAAGACACCAACGUGACUCCUGAUUAUUGCAAUAUGGGAUUUGGGAGAGGAAAGUCAGGGAAGGAAGGCCACGGAAUUUACGAGAAUUUCCACAACUGAAUAUUUUAGUUUCCGCUUUACGCUUGAUAGAUCCGAAAUUACACUUCCCAUUUGAUGCAUACUCCUAAACGCUACAGACGGUUUGUUGUUGAAGACUUGCUUUUACCAACAUCAGAACUUUUCGUAAAAGACUUUUUGUAAGAGACUGACUGUAGUUACCCGUUUUUCUGUCUCUGAUAAUUUUCGCCCACAUUUUAACGGGGCAGGGAAGCAUACAAAUUGUAGAAGUAACGUAUGACAGCUGAAUUACGAUUUGCACCAAUAAUUGCUUAAUAUGAGUGAAAUUACGUAAAAUACUCAAUAAUACAUUUUGAAAUGACUGUAAGUCACAUUUAGCCGUGUUGCUGUAAAAAGGGACGAUUUUCCUGAACUAGCUGCACUUAAUUAAGCAUUAAACCCUUGAAAAAUGAUUACUUUGUCUUGCCACAGUCCAUGUCAGCAUCUUUUCUAACUACACGAUGCCUCGAAGGAAGAUACAUGGAUUUUGUGAGUUAUGUUCCAACUGAAUGGUUUAUUUAGCCUCUGGAAGGUGUAAACAAAAAUAGAAAUAUCAGUAGCAUUAAAUAGGCUAUACAGGAAACAAAGCUUCAUUUCGAUACAAUUCCAUAAAUAAACCCCUCCUUGAUGAAGUAAAAACGUUAGAAAGUUAAGUGAUUCAACCCCAUGGCGAAUUUUUCCUUACAAUUUUUUGUGACUCGUAAAAUAAAGUUAGAAUGCAAUAAUAAACAGAGAAAAAGGUUUUCUUGUCAUUACUGCGGAGUUCAUUGCCGGUUUGCUUUACAUAGCUAAUUCUUUCAGCUAGUCAAAGAAAAAAUAGAAAAU